AUGCCCUCGAGAGAAUCCGAAACACCGACCGCUAUCGAUAAAAAGCCCACGUUGAGCCAGGAGGACAAGGACGACAAGGACAAAGAAGAGGUAGCGCGACUGAAGAGGCGGAUUACCGGUGAGUUUGAUGGCCGCUAUGUCGAACUGGUAUUGAUGUGCACGUCGGUAGAUCUUCUCCGCACACUUUCGUUCGACGGAAGUGAAGAGUCCUCGUGCCUUCAGGGAUACGAGAUUGUCGACGAGAAAAACGGUGACCUGAACAUCACUAAAGUCUACUUCAUGGGGACGAAGGAGGUACGCUUCCCAGGUUCAGCUGAGCCGGACGUAGUGAACGCCCAUGUAAAGCUAUUGAAGCAGAUCGAAGCCGAGAAGUCUUCCAAACAGUAA
Molecule: messenger RNA, 387 nt
Organism: Alternaria viburni
Lineage: Eukaryota; Fungi; Ascomycota; Dothideomycetes; Pleosporales; Pleosporaceae
Exons: 1
Coding region: 1-387 (128 amino acids)
Source: RefSeq, a predicted model, not a curated record